Molecule: messenger RNA, 828 nt
Organism: Candidula unifasciata
Lineage: Eukaryota; Metazoa; Mollusca; Gastropoda; Stylommatophora; Geomitridae
Source: the annotation of a GenBank genome assembly
AUGAUUAUUAUCUGGUCUCACCUGGUGUUGCCGUUGUUCAGUGUCUCAUUCAAAGUAUUUAAGAUUACGAAAUGGGACGGUCUCAAAGUGACGUGGGGUCCCAACCCUGAGGCCCCAGGAGUGUUUACAAAACAGCCAGAAACGGAGAAGGAAGCUUUAGCUGCUGGCUUCGAAAAAAUCAAUGAGUGCGAAGCACGCUAUCCUUGGAAAGGUUCACGUUAUCUAAAAAAUGGCGACAGAUCUUUAAUGCUCUUGUAUGACGUUGCUGGAUACAUAGCAGGGAUUCAAGCACAGGUGCCAGAGAAUCAACCUAAUGGCUUCCCGUCAACUUACCAGCGGCCCCCAUUUGUUAAAGAUGGAAGUUUUUGGACGAUCACAGUUUACUUCACAGAUCCAUCCAAGAUCUGCACGACAGGUCGUACAGCCGAGGAAUUUAAACAACAAGGCAUUGGUUCUAACUUAUACAUCCAGAAUAGCACGCGGCCGAAAGACAGUAUCAUAAUACCUAGAAAUGAGACAGGGCUUGCAAACUCUCUUUGGAAAAAAGGACCGUGCUUUCCUAUGAUGGGUACACACUACUGGUGGAAUCAGAGUGAAGACUUGAGUUGUGACCAAACAUUCCCAGUUUUCCUCUUCUACACGGGGCAACAGCUUGUUGGUUUCGGCUGGGCGUUUGUCACCAAUUUGUCUUCACCAAACUAUGAGCACCCACCUGCAAUUUUAUACAAGAUGUUCAUGAAUCCUGUUCCCAAAUGCCUGAUGACUUCUGGUGUUACUACUUCGAUGCACAUCUAUCUCACUAGUCAACCAGAGAAAAUCACUUGCUAG